This is a messenger RNA of Hippopotamus amphibius kiboko, 3161 nucleotides long. RefSeq names its product armadillo repeat containing 2 (gene ARMC2). The coding region runs from base 259 to 2859 and encodes 866 amino acids. The record is from RefSeq and is a predicted model, not a curated record. Gene Ontology annotation, molecular function: protein binding. Gene Ontology annotation, biological process: sperm axoneme assembly; cilium organization. Lineage: Eukaryota; Metazoa; Chordata; Mammalia; Artiodactyla; Hippopotamidae. The transcript is spliced from 19 exons.
UGCUCGGCUCCGCGGCCGCUGCUGCUGCUGCUGCCUGGGGAAAGCUGGAGGAUGAGCUGAACCUCCGCAGUUGUCCCUGCCCCCGGCGCUACCUACAGGUGCUUUGGGUCUGGCCAGAAGCCCCCUUCCCUGCGCCCGCUCCCAGCUCAUUCCCUGGCCCGCUCCGCCUGUCCGGCAGCUACCUGGCCCUGCAGGGAGGCGUCCCGGUAGCCCGUGGUGUGGUGUCUACCUGAAGAACAUUGCAUUUCAAAAGGAAAGAUGCUGUCUCCAAAUGAUAGAAAGUUAGAAAAGCUGGAUCCUUUUUACCGACCUGCAGUGUCCAAGCAGAAGACCAGUGCAGAAAUCAUAAGUGAAGCACGAAAUUCCUUAAGAACUGUUAGGACCCAAAGACCAUUUACACCACGGGAAGACCAGAGAAAGCUAUUUGGACCUGCAUCUUCAAGAACACCAGAAAAUAGACCCCCAUCUUCCUUCAGUGUCCAUGCAUCCAGUUUUGAGUCCUCUGAUUCCAGGCCCAUCUCUGGCACACGUCUCAGUCCACUAGAGCUUAAACCAAAAGCUCCAGCAUCUCCUGCCACAGAGGAGGAUCCCUGCCUUGCCUUUCCAAAACCCCCAGUGGACCCCGCGAAGAUUAGGAGGAUAAGCAGUUCCCGGGCGCGCUUGUUCAGGGCGGCCUCGCAGGGGGCUCUUCUGCCAGACAGGACCUUUCCUCCCGCUCAGCCAAAGAAGAGAAUGGAAUCCAAAGAAACAGUUAUGAUGGCGGACUCUAUGGUGAACAUAAGUGGGAUUUAUUUAACAGAAUCAAAUGCCAUUGGCCACUUGCAGCGUCACCCACUUCAGCUAACGUAUGAUGGAGACUUCGGUGAAAUCAAGGAGCAAGAAGUGCUCAAAGGGGCAGCAUGCUUGCCACCUCAUCUCAGAAGUGGAGGGGACCAGGGGAAGAGGCGUUCAAGGGCCUCCUCGUGCUCCCGCAGCUCAGACCGGAGCAGGCUGGACACCAAAGCAGGCUCAAAAGCCAACGUGCAAGAAAAGGAUUCAGAAAUAGAAGCAGAUGAAGUCUUCUGGAAUACAAGGAUUGUACCGAUUUUGCAUGAAUUAGAAAAAGAAGGAAACAUUGAAACGGUUUGUGCUGCUUGCACACAACUUCAUCACGCUUUAGAGGAAGGAAACAUGCUUGGAAAUAAAUUUAAGAGAAGAAGUGUUCUCCUGAAGACCCUAUAUAAACUAGUUGAUGUUGGCUCAGACUUGUUGAGCCUUAAACUUGCAAAAAUUAUUCUAGCACUUAAAGUGAGCGGAAAGAAUCUUCUUAAUGUCUGCAAGCUUGUAUUUAAAAUUAGCAGGAGUGAGAAGAAUGAUUCUCUGAUUCAAAAUGACAGCAUUCUGGAAUCAUUAUUGGAGGUGCUGAGAAGUGAAGACCUGAAAGCUAACACCGAAGCUUUCUUAUACUGCACGGGGGCAAUCAAAUUCAUUUCUGGAAAUCCAGAAUUUCUUCAUGAAAUGAUUGGCAAAGGUGCUGUCGAAACAUUGAUGAAUUUGAUAAAGCAGAUAAACGAGAACACCAAGAAAUCUGGUACAUGUUUGCCUAAUUCAGGCCACUUGUUAGUCCAAAUGACUGCUACGCUAAGAAACUUGGUUGACUCACCACUAGCAAGAAGUAAAUUGCUAAGCAUCAGUGCCCUUCCCCAGCUCUGUGUGGUGAUGGGACAGUACAUAGGUGAUAAGGAUGUCUGCACCAAUAUUGCCAGAAUAUUCAGCAAACUUACUUCUUACCAUGACUGCUGUGUAGUCUUGGCCAACUACUCAAGAUGUUAUGCCUUGUUUUUGAAUCUGAUAAACAAAUACCAGAAGAAGCAGGAUUUAGUCGUUCGUGUUGUUUUUAUCCUUGGCAACCUGACAGCGAAAAAUAACCAGGCUCGUGAGCAGUUUGCCAAGGAGAAAGGGAGCAUCCCCGCUCUGCUCUCUUUAUUCCGUACCUUCUAUGAAAUGGAUCUGCAUUCCCGGAAGCUCUUGGGGGAAGGAGAUGAGGAGCCCAAGGCCCCGAGGCCGGCCCAGGCGGAGGACGUGCUCAUCAAGCUGACCCGCGUGCUCGCUAACCUGGCCAUCCACCCGGGCGUGGGCGCGGCCAUCGCCGCCCACCCGCACAUCGUGGGCCUGCUCCUCGCCACGCUGGAAUCCAAGUCCAUUGAUGAUUGUGAGGAGCUGGUGAUCAACACUGUGGCCACGAUCAACAACUUAUCUUACUACCAAGUGAAGAAUUCCAUAAUUCAAGACAAAAAGCUAUAUAUUGCUGAAUUGCUCUUAAAGCUCCUUGUGAGUAACAACAUGGAUGGAAUCCUAGAGGCUGUGCGCGUUUUUGGAAAUCUCUCCCAGGACCGUGACGUCUGUGAUUUCAUUGUGCAGAAAAAUGUUCACAAGUUCAUGAUUGCUCUGCUGGAUGCUAGGCAUCAGGAUAUUUGCUUUUCUGCCUGUGGGGUUCUCCUAAAUCUCACCGUGGAUAAAGACAAGCGUGUCAUCCUAAAAGAAGGAGGUGGCAUUACAAAGUUAGUAGAUUGUUUAAGGGAUUUUGGUCCCACUGACUGGCAGCUGGCCUGCUUGGUGUGCAAAACUUUAUGGAACUUCAGUGAACAUAUCACCAAUGCUUCAUCAUGUUUUGGAGAUGAGGCCGCCAACACACUCUUAGUCCUGCUGUCGUCAUUUUUAGAUGAAAAACUAGCACUGAAUGGGAGUUUUGACCAAGAUCUAAAAAACUAUCACAGACUCCAUUGGGAAACAGAAUUCAAACCUGUGGCACAGCAGCUUCUAAACCGAAUUCAGAGUCAUCACACCUUCCUGGAACCUCUGCCUAUUCCUUCCUUCUAACAUGAUGCAGAUUAACAACACAAACAGGAAGUCAGAUCUCCUUCAUUCUUAAGAAGUGGUAACAAACAUGAACUUUUUUUCAGUAUUAACAAAUACUGAAAGUUUUUCAGGUACUGAUUUUAGUGAGUAGUCUUAGUAUUUUAAAAGAAAUAAGCAUUUAUUCUUGUUUAGGUAUUAUGGAAAAAUGAAUAUACAUGUACUUUCUGCUAUGAGAAAUGUAAAAUGAAAAUAUAUGCCUGGCAUUUCUAAGUAAAUAACUUUUUCUUCUAUUCUCUAUUAAAUAAUUUAGUUCUAGUCUUAAA